Messenger RNA from Silurus meridionalis, 1549 nucleotides. RefSeq names its product PDLIM1 interacting kinase 1 like (gene pdik1l). The transcript is spliced from 5 exons. Gene Ontology annotation, molecular function: ATP binding; protein kinase activity. Gene Ontology annotation, biological process: protein phosphorylation. NCBI's taxonomy places the organism in Eukaryota, Metazoa, Chordata, Actinopteri, Siluriformes, Siluridae. The coding region runs from base 202 to 1302 and encodes 366 amino acids. The record is from RefSeq and is a predicted model, not a curated record.
ACGGGAAGCGCCGUGCACGACUGAGCGCGCGCAUGAGUGCGUGAGCGCGCGCGAGUAUAAUGGCUGCCACGGAGAGCCGCGGAAGCAAACACGUGAAUUUCGGCUAAACGUGAGGAAGGUAAACGAUUCCGCCUUGGUUUUUUCGGUGGUGUGUGAUGAGCGCGUGCAGGCCGCGCGUGCACUUCGUGUCGUGUUGCAGCGAUGCAGAUGGCGUUUGAACACGGGGAUGUGACAACAGGAAAAGAGAGGCAGCUGGAUCACAGAACGGUGUUAUGUUGUUUGAAGAAGAGGAUGGUGAGCAGCCAAGCCAAGUACGAGCUGAUUCAAGAGGUGGGCCGAGGCAGCUACGGCGUGGUGUACGAGGCUGUGGUGCAGUGGACCGGAGCUCGCGUCGCCGUCAAGAAAAUCCGCUGCCACUCACCUGAGAACGUAGAGCUCGCUUUGCGUGAGUUCUGGGCCCUGAGCAGCAUCCAGAGCCAGCACCCGAACGUCAUUCACCUGAAGGAAUGUGUGCUCCAGAGAGGAGGACUCGCUCAGAGGAUGAACCACGGAUCCGGCUCGUCUUCAUACCUGGAGUUAGUAGAAACGUCCCUGAAGGGUGAGCUGGCGUUCGACGGGCGUCGCUCCCGAUACCUGUGGUUUGUUACGGAUUUCUGUGACGGCGGCGACCUGAACGCGUACCUGCUCUCGCGCAAACCGAGCCGCCGCACCAACGCCAGCUUCAUGCUGCAGCUGGGCAGUGCUCUGGCCUUCCUGCACCGCAAUCGCAUCAUCCACCGAGACCUGAAACCCGAUAACAUCUUGAUCUCGCACGGUCCCGCUGAACCCACGCUGAAAGUGGCCGACUUCGGGCUGAGCAAGGUUUGCUCAGCGUCCGGCUUGGAUCCGGAUGAGCCGGCGAGCGUCGAACGCUGCUUCCUGUCCACAGCAUGCGGAACUGACUUUUACAUGGCGCCCGAAGCACGUGAAGGCUGCUACACGGCCAAGGCGGACAUCUUUGCCCUCGGUGUGAUCAUCUGGGCGAUGGUGGAGCGUCUGACGUUUGUGGAAAAGGGCACACAGCGCGAACUCCUGGGCAGCUACGUGCGGCACGGGGAGGCGAUCGUCCCGCUCGGCGAGGCCCUGCUCCAGAACCCCAACAUGGAGCUGCUGAUUCCGGCGCGGAUGAAAAGCAUGAGCGCCGAAAUGAAGCGGCUCAUCAGGGAGAUGCUCGCGGCCGACCCGAGGCAGCGCCCCGACGCCUUCGAGCUCGAGCUCAGGCUGGUCCGGAUCGCAUCCCGGGAGCUGGACUGGGACACGUAGAAAAACACGAAUAGUAUUUUUCUUUUUCAUCUAAUCAUCCAAACGAAUGUGCAUUUCGGGUGUUAAUAUUUUUUUUGUUCACAAGCACAAGUGAGCAGUGUUUUCUGACGAGACGUUGUACAUACGGAAUACAUGCCCUUUUUUUCUUCACUUUGCCUCGUGUACACACACGGGGGCGGUUCUAUAAAAGGUUGACUGGCUUUCUAGGGUAAAUAAAUGAUACCAUAUCUGUAUGGUAAAUACUGUA